UUCAGUUGACAUGCUCGUCUGCAUUUCAUUGGUCGCUUCGGUGUGAUGUGUCCUCGCCGGGCUGCUCGCAGUUCCCGUGCCUCCGCGGGACUCUUGGGGGCCAGCCCUAGGGGCCCUAGAUUCCGCUCCUUCCUGGUGUUGGGCGCUGGGAUUCUGAUUGGGGCCGGCAUAUUGCUAUGGGAGAGCUCGGCAGAGAGUCGGAGUGUGACGGAGGAAGACCGGAAGGGAGCAGACAGGGAGAUCGUCCCGAAGGCGCUCUCCCGCAGCUACAUCAGACAGCUUGUGUCCGAGGUGAAUAUUAAUCGAUUAUGGACGUCUUUCCUGAGACCGAUGCUGAUCGAGAGACAACCUGGGAGUGCUGGGAACCGGCUGGUGAGAGAGCUCAUUACCGGCCACCUGCGGUCUUUGUCCUCGGGUUGGACUGUCGACCUGGACCUGUUUGAUGCCCCCACCCCUCGCGGAUCCUUGUCAUUCGGAAGCGUGGUGGCGACGCUGGAUCCCUCUGCCCGUCGCCGCGUGGUCGUCGCCUGCCAUCUGGAUUCAAAGAUCUUUCCUAAGGACAGGAAGGGCCGUGCCUUUGUGGGAGCUACUGACUCGGCGGUGCCCUGUUCUCUGAUCCUCGAAGCGGUCACAGCGCUCGACACGCGGCUAAAGGAACUCAAAAACAGGGGCUCCUCGCUUACCUUGCAGCUCUUCUUCUUGGACGGCGAAGAGGCUGUUGCUGAUUGGACGGAAACAGAUUCGCUGUACGGGGCCCGGCAUUUGGCCCAACGGUUAGAAAAAACAGAGCUGCCGGGAGGUGGCGGGAAUCAACUCGACGCAAUUGGUCUGUUCGUUCUCCUGGAUCUGCUUGGAGCUGCAAACCCGUUGAUUGUGAACCACUUCUCUGGGACGCGGGGACACUUCCUGAGGUUGCGUGAUCUUGAGAAACGGUUACACGGCUUUGAUCUACUCCAAUCUCAUCCCUUGGAAAACUCCUACUUCAGAGGCGAUCUGUAUUACGGUGCCGUGGAGGAUGAUCACAUUCCGUUCAUACGGCGAGGUGUCCCGGCCCUACAUGUGAUCUCCACGCCAUUCCCCGCUGUCUGGCACACGCAUGACGACACCGAGGAAAAUCUUCACCGCCCAACCAUCAUCAACUUGUGCAAGAUACUUGUUGCCUUCCUGAGUGAAACACUGUCUCUUUGAACUUGAAGCUUACAACACGCAGUCUCGCAGAUAGAACGACUCUUGUACCUUUUGCAGACCAAAGCAGACUCCCAAAAUAUUGUUCUUUAAUAAGCUAAACCUGUCUGGUCUGCAACAACUGCCAGGAACUGCUUAGCCGUGCCAUAAAGAGAUGACUGUACCCCUACAGGCACCGCGUUCACAAAUGACACCAUUGUCUGUCCGGAACAAGAUCUAGUCCAUUGCUAGCUUACAGAAUGUCGGUUCUUUAGGAAACCUUGCUUUUUUUUGAUCUUAUGUCUAUGUGAGGGCAGGGAACACGGAAGAGAGUGAUUAUAUAUGCUUUCUAUCCUGCUCUUUUUGUACUAGGAGAAUUAAUUGACCACAAUCCAGCUAUGGUGUCAGAUAAAGUAUUAUUUAAAAAAUACUGUGAUUGACUGUGUAGGUAAGAGUGACAAAUACAGCUUUGUGAUUCAAGUGCCUUUGGCCAAUCAAAUA
Molecule: messenger RNA, 1665 nt
Organism: Spea bombifrons (plains spadefoot toad)
Lineage: Eukaryota; Metazoa; Chordata; Amphibia; Anura; Pelobatidae
Gene: QPCTL
Product: glutaminyl-peptide cyclotransferase like
Exons: 7
Coding region: 46-1188 (380 amino acids)
Molecular function (GO): zinc ion binding; glutaminyl-peptide cyclotransferase activity
Source: RefSeq, a predicted model, not a curated record